AGGGCGUCGCGCUGUCGCUGCAGCCACUGCGGCAGCCGCCCACGCCCUGAAGGACCCGAAGGUGAGCGUGGCGGGCGAGACGUAGUCGCUGGCGGAGCCGGGGGCCCGCUGCGCGGGAAUGGCGCCUGCACUGCUCCGCAAGGGCCAGGGCGAGGCCCCAAAUGAGGCGCGCGCACCGACCAGGGGCGCCUCGGCGCACCGCGGGUUCGGCGUGGGGCCCGACGCCUUGGUGGAGGCUCUGGGUAGCGCCAAGAGGACUCAGCGCGUCCGUCGGCUUCGGCGCCCCACCUCGCCGUCGCGCGCAGGGGGCGGUGGCGUCGCUGGGAAUGCGCAGGAUUCCAAGGGCGACGCUGGCAUCGAGAGCAGCUUUGUGCAAGCAGGCGAGGGCCAAGGAGGGCCCGAUGGAGCACGACGUGGAGAAGGUCACGGAGCUUCACGCGCAGGAGGAGCAGCACUUCGAGGCGAAGAUCAUCGGGUCCGACGGCCGCGGGCAGGAGUCACACCUCGAGGAUGAGGGCGGUGUCCUCGCCGAGGUCCGCGCGCGGGAGGCGCUGGAGGAAAAGGCUGCUGAUGCGCAGAAGUCGGUGGCUCAGGGGGCCGGCGACCUGUCGGAGCAAACCGAUGGCCAUGGGCAGCGGCCGCAGCUCCAGGAGAGGGGCGAGGGCCUCGUCGUGAACCGCGCGCGUGGGGAACUAGAGGAGGACGAGCCCUGGUUCAAACGUGAGGCCGCCAGGAUGAUCGAGAAGUACUUGGCCCAGAUGCGGGCCGAUGAGAUGCAGCAGAUUGCGGCCCAGGAUACCUCCCAGUACGACCGCGACGACGAGUGCAUGGCGCAGCGCGCGGCCGCCAUGACGCACCCGUCCAUCAGCAAAGCGGCGCCGUCGCAGCGCGCCCCGCCUGUCCUGAAGGGCAAGGGCCGCAAGGGCUACAUGUGCGGCGAGGGCGGCGGCGGCGGCGGUCGCAGGCUCGCGGGGGGCUGAGAGGGCUGCGCGUGGACCCCGAGAGAAGCCCCCCCGCGCAGCUGCGGACGAAGUGCGAGGGCGCCGUGGACGCGCGCGGCCGAGGGGGCCGCGGCGGCGCGAGCGGCGCGCGAAGCCUUGCGGGGGUAAGCGGCCCAUCCCCCUGUCUCGAGCCAGAGGCAGAGAUGAGACGAGGGAUGUGCCGCGCUGUCCAGGGCCACUCGGCUUUUGCCCCCGAGGGGGCCCUCGGGCUAGGGCGAGCGCAGGCGGCGCAUUUCUUGCGCUGGCUGGUGCCGGCGGUCUCUCUCUCUCUCUCUCUCUCUCUCUCUCUCUCUCUCUCUCUCUC
This is a messenger RNA of Prorocentrum cordatum, 1305 nucleotides long. NCBI's taxonomy places the organism in Eukaryota, Dinophyceae, Prorocentrales, Prorocentraceae. The record is from the annotation of a GenBank genome assembly.